Messenger RNA from Chiloscyllium plagiosum (whitespotted bambooshark), 2587 nucleotides. NCBI's taxonomy places the organism in Eukaryota, Metazoa, Chordata, Chondrichthyes, Orectolobiformes, Hemiscylliidae. The record is from RefSeq and is a predicted model, not a curated record.
CUCUCUCUAAAGGGGAUGACCCGGUUGCUGUUGACUAAAAUUCCAUUCUUCAAAGAAAUUAUUGUGAGUUCUUUUACCUGUGAGAGCUGUGGCUGGGUUAAUAAUGAGGUUCAGUCAGCUGGAAAGAUACAGGAGGAAGGAGUCCGGUACACACUCUGUGUUUCCUCCAAAGAGGACCUGAACCGUGAAGUUGUGAAAGCUGACUGCGCUACGACCAGAAUCCCUGAACUUGACUUUGAGAUUCCACCAUUCACACAGAAAGGAGCACUUUCUACUCUUGAGGGUCUGAUUGACAGAGCUGUAGCUGGACUAGAGCAGGACCAGCCCACACGGAAGGCAAUGGAUCCCAGCGUCGCCUUGAAGAUUGAGGAAUUUAUUGAAAAACUAAAGAAGUUGAAAGAUGUUGACGUGCCAUUUACACUGAUUAUUGAUGAUCCAUCUGGAAACAGUUUCAUCGAGAAUCCCCACGCCCCGCAGAAAGAUGAGGCGUUAACAAUUACUCAUUACAAACGAGAUGCUCAUCAGGACAGUAUGUUGGGACUGCAGAAGGCUACAGAAGAGGAGACACACACAGCCACCUUGGACGAAUUAAGGAAUGAGGUGUUACAGUUCAGUACCAACUGUCCAGAGUGCAAUGCACCUGCUGAAACCAACAUGAAGUUACUGCAGAUCCCCCACUUUAAGGAGGUGAUCAUUAUGGCAACAAACUGUGGAGCUUGUGGACACAGGACCAAUGAGGUGAAGUCGGGAGGUGCCACAGAGCCUCUGGGCACUAAAAUCACACUGCGAAUUACAGAUCCUUCUGACAUGACCAGAGACCUGCUGAAGUCUGAAACCUGCACCGUUUCUAUUCCAGAGCUGGAAUUUCAGCUUGGAAUGGGCAUUCUUGGAGGAAAGUUCACCACUUUGGAAGGGUUGCUGACAGAUAUGAAAGAAUUGAUUAUGGCAAAGAAUCCAUUUUUUGCUGGGGACAGCUCUGCUCCUGAAAAAUCUGGAAAGCUCAGAGAAUUUGGGCAGAAGUUGGAUGAGAUUAUUGCGGGUAAGAGAGAAGCUCACAUCAUUCUUAAAGACUCAGCAGGAAACAGUUAUCUCCAGAAUUUAUAUGCUCCAGAUCCUGAUCCAGAAAUGAAGAUUGAAAAGUAUGAGCGCACAUUUGAAGAUAAUGAGGAACUUGGUUUGAAUGACCUGAAGACUGAAAAUUAUCAGGAGCAGGAAAUAGAUAAAUAAAACAGAGAGCAGGGAUCAGUCAGGACAGGGAUAGCUUGUCUGAUCCCUUGGUGUACCAUCUGAAAUGUUGAAAUAGAUAUUCAUCAAAAGAAAGGUGAUCUCAAAAGCGUUGAUCAUUGAAGUGUUUGUAAUAGAAUGUGAUGUGAAUGUGAAUACAUUUUGUACAAUUCACAGAUCCUGAAUAUUGGUUUGCCAGUUGAUUCAAAGUGAAAGAAGUUACUGGAUUAGUUGCUGGAUUUAUUGCUGUCUUUAUUAUGUGUUCUUCCAACCAUCCAAGGUGGGAGCAAAUAUCCACAUAGCCUUCAAUUGGGUCUUCCUGAUUAAACUGAAAUGAGGAUAAAUGGCAGAUGAGAGCUUAACUCACCGCUCGAUGCACUCAUUUGAUGCUUGAAUCUAAUAUUUUGAUGCUAACUCAUUCUGACUUCAUAUAAAAUAAAAUGCAGAAAGUCAUUUGCUUCUAAUUGCAGUACAUGUUGGAUUCACAAGUCUGACCAGGUAGAUGCUAUCAGUUGAAGUAAUGCACCAAAUGCAGCUUUCCAUUAUCUCUUUUGUAUUGUGGUUCAGUAUUUUGGGUUGUACAAUCUGGAGGUGACCAAACUACAAGUAGUCAAUCAAUCAGGAAACAGUAUUGCCCAAUAUAUAUCGUAUAAUUGUUCCGUACAAUUCCACGCAUUUAAUUGAUGGUCCGAAUGAGGUGAUGGAUUUGAUGCUUGAAUUGACUGGUGAUUGUACAAUCUGAGAAGCUGUUCCUAUGUGCUGCAAGACUAUGACUCAUUAAGUCUGUGGGAUCAAUGUAGCUUGAAAAGUUGGCUGCACGUUUUGAGUACCUUCCAGGAUGUUGUAUGUUCGUAGAAUUAUUUUAAGCAGAAUUGCAUUUUGUAACCACCAAAUCCAUCAUUCUAUUUCACAACCCUAAUCUCAGAUAACAUUCUGAAGCUUUCAACCAUUAACUUACUAUUUUGCUAACAAGCGUAAAAACAUUGAGAAAUUGGUAUUAUUCCAAAUAAUUUGCUAAUUGCUUGCAAUUUGCUAAUUGCUUGCUAAAUGGCUGGGUGUUUAUGUUGGUGAUUGAGCAUACAUUCAUAUUCUCUGUUGUUGAUAAUGGAGUGGAAUCCUACAUUUCUUUGAAAUAAAAGCAAAAUACAGAGAACCAAAAAUAAUGUUUUGGAAAUACUCCAGUUGGAUAACAACUGGAGAAUUUAAACUGACAACACUUUCCCUGUCCAGAGAUGUUGCCUAAUUUGAGUAUUCCUAGCAUUUUCUGUUAUUCUCUUUUUCGGUAUCCCUUGUAAGAUUCAGGGUAAUGGAAUCUUCAAUCCUGGUACAGUAUAUUUAAUAAAUAUAUUGACAUACCUUGUAA